AUGGACAAAGAAGAAAAGUCAGCAUCGACGACCACGUCGAAUGAGCCUCCAGGACACGACAUCUUCUGCACUCCCGAAAACAGCGAGUUUCUCUCCAAGGUACACUACAAAGAUCUCAACGAGGGUGACAGAGAGAUCCGCCUUCUCAAGAUUCUGCCAAAUUCGGAAUCAGGCUUUAUCGAAUGUGAACUACUACCUAGCGUGAAACUCGCUGAUGUGCAUAAGCAAUAUCUUGCAUUAUCUUACUGCGCAGGCGAUGCACGCAAUACGAAACCCAUAAUCGUCAAUGGGGCAAGAUGCAAUGUUUUUGCCAACCUGCACCACGCCUUGAAGACAGUUCGCCACUAUUGGAAGACGCAUACGUAUCAUCGGGAUCUCUUGCUUUGGGUGGAUCAGAUAUGUAUCAACCAGGCUAAUCUGGCAGAGAGAUCUCAUCAAGUUGGAUUCAUGAGAGCUAUCUAUGAGAGUGCGAGUGAGACUCUUAUCUGUUUAUCUGUUGCUGAGACGCGAGGAGAUGGGAUGCGCUGGCUUGUCCAACUGGAACGAUUCAUUGGAGAAGAUUUGUUUCUCGACGCCAUGUUUCCCCCAGAAUACCAGCGACGCUCCCGGGGCCCCGAGGCAAACUUUUCGUUUCAACUGAAGAUGCGGCAAUGCAUGAGCCUGCCUGAGUUUGUAGACGGUUGGAUCGAGUUCUGCAAAGUCCUGAGCAGUCCAUGGUGGGGAAGAGCAUGGGUCUUUCAAGAGUUCAUGGUGUCUUCCAGAGCGACGUUCCUAUAUGGAUUGCACUCUGUGGGUUACCCAGAUAUGCUGAGACUGAUUUGCGAUCUCUGCUUAGCGACGCUGGAGAUACUCUUGGAACCAAACAAAUACCGUGGGACAUAUGUCAAGAAAAGGCUCAAGCGUGCGCAGGCUACGCGAGCCCAGAUUUCUCACUCAAUUUCCAAGGUCCUUAGUGUCUUUCUCGCGAAAAAAGAAUGGUAUCGAAACUUUGACCUAAAAAGGCUUUUGGUAUACACGCAAAACAGCCAUUCUUCUGAUGAACGGGAUCGCAUCUACUCUAUGAUCGGGCUCGCGCAUGCUGGCUAUGCAAUAGUACCGGACUAUUCAUCCAAAAACGGCAUUGAAACGCUUCUGGUGGAAACAAUGAAGCGUAUCAUAACAUUCGAGGAUAGCCUGGACGUCCUAUCAUACCUAAGCCGCGGCGAUCCCUCGUCUUCUGGCCAGGGAGAGUUGCUACCUUCAUGGGUCGUUGACUGGACCAAAGUUAACAAUCCUCUUGAGCCUAUGCUGUACACGACAAAUAACGACUGGAAUGGUAGCAAGUUCGUUGCCCACUAUAUCAAAGUAGGGUACGCUGAUGCGUCAUUCAUCCAGGUACCACAUCCAGUACACUCUGAAUUGGAGACUACUGCGUUACAAGUGUGGGCUGUAUUUCUAGAUUCGGGAUUUGACAUCGGCCAUCAAAAGAUCUUUGCUGGUAAGAAUAACUUUUUGUUCGGGGCUAGAUUUCCAGUACAACAAGAUGAUGAACUUUGGGUCCUCUGCGGCUCAUCCGAGCCCUUUCUAUUAAGAAGAUAUUCGGGAGGAUACAGGAUUGUUGGACCAGUACUUUGCUAUAAUCUGACAACACAACCUCUUAUGCCGCCGACGUCCGGAGAUUUGAGCAAGUACACUGACGAGUCGGGAGACCUUGACCCUUCCAAGAUGGAAAGGAAACGGAUCACAAUCUUUUAG
Messenger RNA from Fusarium fujikuroi IMI 58289, 1734 nucleotides. RefSeq lists its product as uncharacterized. The coding region runs from base 1 to 1734 and encodes 577 amino acids. NCBI's taxonomy places the organism in Eukaryota, Fungi, Ascomycota, Sordariomycetes, Hypocreales, Nectriaceae. The record is from RefSeq and is a predicted model, not a curated record. The transcript has a single exon.